CAGGAGGCUUGAGUCGAAAGAAAAGCUCUAACUCAAUUAAUCUGUAAUCCUCCAUUGUUGUGUUUGUUCAGAGCUCAAAGCAGCGAGUUAAAAUUGAUCUUCGGCGGGGAGUAGUUGAAGAAUCCAAGGAAAGAUGAGCAGCAUUGGCACCGGCUACGAUCUCUCGGUGACGACGUUCUCGCCGGACGGCAGAGUUUUCCAGACCGAGUACGCCGCCAAGGCCGUCGACAACAGCGGCACUGUCGUCGCCAUCAAGUGCAAGGAUGGCAUUGUCAUGGGAGUGGAGAAGCUGAUAGCCUCGAGGAUGAUAUUGCCCGGAUCGAAUAGAAGAAUUCACUCUGUUCAUCGCCAUUCUGGCAUGGCUAUUGCUGGAUUAGCUGCUGAUGGGAGGCAAAUUGUUGCACGAGCUAAAUCUGAAGCAAACAGCUAUGAAAGUGUCUACGGCGAGCCAAUUCCUGUGAAAGAACUUGCAGAACGUGUUGCAAGUUAUGUGCAUUUAUGUACACUCUAUUGGUGGCUCAGACCUUUUGGUUGUGGGGUGAUUCUUGGUGGUUACGACCGAGAUGGACCGCAGCUGUACAUGGUUGAACCUUCAGGUGUCUCCUAUAGAUACUUUGGUGCUGCUAUUGGAAAGGGAAGGCAGGCUGCUAAAACUGAAAUUGAGAAAUUGAAGCUCGCUGAAAUGACUUGUCGGCAAGGGGUUAUUGAGGUGGCUAAAAUAAUCUACGGAAUACAUGAUGAAGCAAAGGACAAGGCCUUCGAAUUGGAAAUGAGUUGGGUAUGCGAUGAGUCAAACCGCCAGCAUCAGAAGGUUCCGGACCAACUCUUAGAGGAAGCCAAGGCAGCAGCAGCUGCCGCGCUUGAAGAAAUGGACGCAGAUUAAUGGCAGCCUAAGAAAUGCAGAGUACAAUUUUAUGAUACAGUAAGUAGGUUGUAAGUUUUCAUUCUCGAUCUUAUGUAUGAUGGGAACAAGUCCAUGUGUUGAUUGAGUUAAGCAUGUGAGAUGCUGUGUUCUUACAUACAUGGUCAGAAUUGUUGAUCAUCUCUGAUCCUUUACUCAUCAAUUAUUAUAAAACAUUUUUUGUGGAAAAA
This is a messenger RNA of Ipomoea nil (Japanese morning glory), 1092 nucleotides long. RefSeq names its product proteasome subunit alpha type-3-like. Gene Ontology annotation, cellular component: nucleus; proteasome core complex; proteasome core complex, alpha-subunit complex. The transcript has 9 exons. The record is from RefSeq and is a predicted model, not a curated record. Gene Ontology annotation, biological process: ubiquitin-dependent protein catabolic process. Bases 134 to 883 code for a protein of 249 amino acids. Lineage: Eukaryota; Viridiplantae; Streptophyta; Magnoliopsida; Solanales; Convolvulaceae.